UUGAUUUGAUUCUGUGCGUAUGUCUUGGUUUAUUAACUAAUGACUUAAUAGACCAAGACAUGCACACAGAAUCAAACCAACAAUCAAACCCUUUUAUUUGUUCCAUCAUAUCUAUGGGAGGAAUCUAAUUAGUACGUAACCCUCCUAUGAUACAAUAAUAAUAAUAAUAAUAAUAAUAAUAAUAAUGAAUACAACACAUGCAAUGGAGCAAGUGGACGACGGGCAGCAUACGCAGGAAGGCGUGUCGACGGAGCGCGCGUUCGAGGCAGACCCGAUCCCAUCCUUGUCGGAGACGAUCACGGCACGGGCGAUAGCGGCCAGCUUCAUCCUGGGCGUCGCCCUCUGCGCCGUCGCCAUGAAGAUCAGCCUCAACUCGGGCUUCCUCCCGUCGCUCACCGUCCCGGCUGGCCUCGUCGGCUUCUACCUCGUCCGGGCGUGGAUCCGUGCCCUCGACUGCUGCUUCCAGGUGCCACACCAGCUGCCAUUCACGCGCCAGGAGAACACCGUCAUCCAGACGUGCGUUGUCGCCUGCUCUGCAAUAACAUUCAGCGGAGGGUUUGGCACGUACAUCCUCGCCAUGGGCAAGAACGCGGCCGGAGGAGACGUCAGGGACGGCAAGAACAUCGUGGAGCCGAGCAUUGGCCGAACGGUUGCUUUCCUCUUCCUCGUCAGUUUCUCCGGCAUGUUCGUCCUCAUGCCGUUCAGGAAGGUCAUGAUCAUCCGGCACCGCCUCACGUACCCUAACGGAAUGGCCACGGCGCACCUCAUCAACAGCUUCCACACCCCUCAGGGAGCCAGUAAGGCAAGACAGCAAGUGGAGAUGCUGUUUAGGUCACUGGGAGGAACCAUGCUGUGGAACAUGUUCCAGUGGUUUUUCGCUGCUGCAAAGGGCUGUGGCUUCGGAGUGUUCCCUAUCUUUGGCCUCGAGGCAUAUAAACACGGAUUCUACUUCGACUUCUCCAUGUCCAACAUCGGCAUCGGCAUGCUGUGCCCGUACACCAUCACCGUGUCCAUGUUCAUCGGGAGCGUCGUCUCGUGGGGGCUCGUCUCGCCGUACCUCGCGACCAAGGCGGGCGUCUGGUACUCUUCGCACCUCAGCCCCAGCAGCCUCAGCGGCAUCAGGGGCUACAAGGUGUUCAUCGGCGUCUCCAUGAUACUCGCCGACGGCCUCUUCAACUUCCUGUCCAUCGUGGCGUACACGCUGCACACCAUGCGCAAGAGGCGCAGCAGGCAGCAGCCGAUAAUAAUCCAAGGCGGCGGCUGCGGUGGCGGUAGUGAAGCCGACGACGGUGACACGCAGCCGCUACCGUUCCACUGCCUCAACGCUGCUGCCGAGCAACCGAAGAAGAGCUUCGAUGAUCGCCGCCGGGCGCAGGUGUUUCUGCGGGACCAUAUAUCCAACUCGGUCAACAUCGCGUGCUACGUCCUCCUGUCGAUGGUCUCCGUCGCCGCCAUACCGUACCUCUACCCGCAGAUGCGGCGCGCGCACGUCGCCCUCAUCUACCUCGCCGCGCCGGUCGUCGCGUUCUGCGACGCGUACGCCUUCGGCGUGACGGACAUGAACCUGUCGAGCACCUACGGCAAGCUCGCCAUGGUGCUCGUGGGCUCCAGCGUGGGGCGCAACGACGGCGGCGUCGUCGCCGGCCUCGUGGCCUGUGGGAUCGUGAUGGGGACCAUGUCCAACGCCAACAACCUGAUGCAGGACCUCAAGACGGGGUACCUGACGCUGACCUCGCCGCACACCGUGUUCAUCAGCCAGGCCAUCGGCACGGCGCUCGGGUGCGUCGUCAACCCGGUCAUGUUCUGGGCCUUCUACAGGGUGGUGCAGAACGGCGACACCGACGUCUUCGACGCGCCCUACGCCCGAGUGUACCGCAGCAUCGCCAUGCUGAGCGCCGGGCAGGACGGGAUACCCAUGCACAGCCUCUGGCUCUGCAAGCUCUUCUUCGCGCUGGCGCUCGCGCUCAGCGUGUUCAGGGAGGUGGCCAUGUGGAAGCGCUGGCGUGUGGCACGCUACAUUCCGAGCAUCAUCUGUGUGGCCAUCGCCUUUGUGGUGCCGGCGCGCAUACCCAUCGACAUGUUCGUCGGGAGCUUGGUGCUGUACCUGUGGAGGCGUGCCGACCCUAGCAAGGCGCCGACGUUCUCGAUGGCGGUGGCGUCAGGGAUGAUCUGUGGGGACGGGCUAGGGAUGCUCUUGUCAUCCACGAUGGCACUCAUGCAUGCGCGGGCGCCCAUCUGCAUCAAGUUCAUGUCUCGUACCGAUAAUGUAAAGCUAGAUGCCUUCUUAGCUACACUGCCUGUGACAUAGCUAGCUCCGUGCAUGUAUGCAAUGUAUCAUAGGAGGGAACCCAUUCCGUAGUUGUGGGUUGUAUCUACUUGCAAACUCGUCGUUGUAGUCUAAAAUUGUGAGUGAAUAUAGAUU
Molecule: messenger RNA, 2422 nt
Organism: Zea mays
Lineage: Eukaryota; Viridiplantae; Streptophyta; Magnoliopsida; Poales; Poaceae
Exons: 4
Coding region: 185-2308 (707 amino acids)
Cellular component (GO): membrane
Molecular function (GO): oligopeptide transmembrane transporter activity
Source: RefSeq, marked provisional